Messenger RNA from Dendronephthya gigantea, 1011 nucleotides. Its product is annotated as protein AMN1 homolog. The transcript has 5 exons. Gene Ontology annotation, molecular function: protein binding. Gene Ontology annotation, biological process: SCF-dependent proteasomal ubiquitin-dependent protein catabolic process. NCBI's taxonomy places the organism in Eukaryota, Metazoa, Cnidaria, Anthozoa, Malacalcyonacea, Nephtheidae. Gene Ontology annotation, cellular component: SCF ubiquitin ligase complex. The record is from RefSeq and is a predicted model, not a curated record. Bases 81 to 929 code for a protein of 282 amino acids.
AUGACCAUCGAGUGAAGUGCCAAAAAUCAUAGUUGUGUAACUCGCGGUUUUUUCGUGUCUGUAUCCAGAGCAAAAGCAGUAUGCAGAUCAGAGGAGGCACUGAUCUCUAUGAACAACUAAGUAAUAAAAAUUAUAAAAUUCAAAAAAUGGCGGCAUUCAAAUCCCAUGUUGCCUCAAGUCUUUUAAAUCACUGUUUGGAAAAUAUAUCGAAAAAUCUAACGUUACACCAAGAUUUAUUCGAUACUUUACCUCCCGAUAUAAAAAGUAAAUUAACCAAAAAGCUCUCCAUGCGUGGACUGCUUAGAGAUUGUCACUUAGAAAAGUUGCUGCAUCCAAGGAUUCGUUCGCUAAAUCUCAGCUCGUGUGAUAUAACAGAUGGUGGACUUGCUGUCAUUGCUGAAAAAUGCAAAUCUUUGUCAAGUCUGGACUUGAAUGCAGAGAGUGAACCGAGAAUUAACAUCACAUCAAAUGGUAUAAUGGUAGUGUUUAGAUCCUGUAGGAUGCUUCAAACGAUACAUCUCAGACGAUGCCCAGAAAUUGACGAUGAUGCUGUAGUUGCCAUAGCAACCAAUUGUCCACAUAUAGCAAACCUGAACCUAGGUGGUUGUCACCUACUUUCAGAUAGGUCAAUAUGCACCCUUGCCAAAGAAAGUUGGAAUUUGUCAAGUUUAAAUAUAUCCCAUACACAGGUCAGCGAUGUUGGCUUGUGCGCCUUAGCUCAUGGAGUGUGCCAGCAAAAUCUGAGAGAAAUUCACGUCGCGCAUUGUAACGCAAUCACCGACACGGCAAUCUUCGAUUUGGUUGAACGCUGCGAACGACUAAACAUUCUGAUACUGCACAACAGUCCAGGUAUCACAGAGAGAUCAAGGGACGCUCUGGAAAUCCUGUUGAGGCGCGGAUCUAAACAGCUUUCCUGGACAGUGUAUUGAUAUUUUAUAUAAAUGAUAUGCCUUUCGACGCGUUUAUUUAUCUACAUAUAUGACAAGUUGUAAACCGUAGAUAUCUUGUAAC